Messenger RNA from Rodentolepis nana, 738 nucleotides. NCBI's taxonomy places the organism in Eukaryota, Metazoa, Platyhelminthes, Cestoda, Cyclophyllidea, Hymenolepididae. The record is from the annotation of a GenBank genome assembly.
AUGCAAACCCAUCCUCAUGGCCAUCCCAUUUCUGUGGUUGUUAUUCCUGACGAUUACCAAGCUCUCAAUAUCGACCAUUUUUGUAUUUCUCCUAAAUAUCAAAACUUUCUUGACAGCAUGAUGAUUCCGAAUGGCUUAAUUAAAGAUCGAAUCGAGAAAGUUGCUUCUGAAAUUGUGGAACACUAUGAAAGGGCCAAUGUUCAAAACCUCACAGCUAUCUGUGUUCUUAAAGGAGGAUUCAGAUUCUGUGCCGAUCUUGUUGAUGCGAUGGAGCGGACUAUUCGUGCUCGUGGAACUGCGAUUAAUAUUAAACCGGAUUUUGUCAGAAUUCGCAGCUAUGUGAAUGCCUCCUCCGGUGAUGAUAUCGCUCUAGUUGGCGUCGAAAAUCCGCAGGAUUACAAAGGAAAAGAUAUUCUAAUUAUUGAAGAUAUUAUCGAUACUGGUAGGACCAUGAAAAAGCUUCAUUCUUAUCUGAAGUCCUUAGAGGUCAAGUCUAUUACAGAUGUUAGUCUUCUAGUGAAAAGAACACCCGCUAGCAAUGGUUAUCGCCCUCUUUUCGCUGGGUUUGAAAUUCCUGAUCAUUUUGUUGUUGGUUACGCUUUGGACUAUAACGAUUUCUUUAGGGACCUCCAUCACAUUUGUAUCAUAAACACUGCUGGUAUGGAAUACUUCGCAGUGCCAGAGACUAUAGCUGGUCGCCUUAAUGAUGCGGAGCAACAACAGAAGAAUUGUUCGUGA